UGUAUUCAGUAAAUACAUAUUAUAUUUGGCUAUUUCAUAUGGAGUUUGUAGGCCUACGGAUAUCGAUUUUUCGGCCAAACUUUUGAUUAUAAAGACUGCAGUUCUCUAGAAUUGUAUGUUGCAAGCUGUAUUCCCUGAUCUAUUCCCAUUGAUAUUUGUUCUGAUUCUAAAUGUAUUGAUACAACUCUGUAACAUUUCAACACAAAACAUACUCGUGUUAAAAAUAAUACAUUACAUUGAUAGCUGGGAUUGAUAAGAAAAAGGUUUUACUUAACAAGAAUGAAUCGCAUGAGAAUAUUUAAUUACGCAGCACUAUUGCACAUUGCAGCUCUUCUUAUUGAUGUUAACGACGGCAUCAAAGAAGACAUCUUUGUCAAUCUUCAAGAAUUCAACCAAAAGGAUAGCAUUACAAACUGUACCCAUGGCCUGCUGGCACAGAUUGAUAGGUUGGGCCUCAAAGCAUUCCUGCAGUACACAGGAGCAAAUGAUUAUGCUAAAACUGUCGUGGAAAUUGUAUCCAUAGAAAUGAAGGAUAGUAAGAGUAGAGUCUAUUCAGUGUUGCAAGAGAUAUCGUUUUCAAGAUGCUUACAGAGAACGAGCUAUUUUGUGCGCUGUGAAAAGAUUACUGACAAUAAGUAUCAAAUCAGCAUUCAGAUGUUAGCCAAGGCAUUAAUGAAUAAAGCCAUUCUUUUGAUCGCGAUAUCUAAUGGAACACAUCGUAUACAAAGUAACAUUAUCAAUCUCCCUACUGUAUUUGAUCCAUUCAAUGUAGCUCUGUACGUGAACGGGAAAAAGCUAUCUCCCACUGAAUGUCUCAUUGAUUUGAGUCAUACCAAACAGAUUACAUUUUGCUGUGACUUAAAUGCCCCCUCUGCAACGAUGGCUACAAUUUAUCAUAACGGUGCGGCCGUAGCAGAGUCAGAAAGGUGUGCGGCUCAUUUUGCUGAGACCAAUGCGAAUGAUGAUUCAAUGAGUUUUUUAUGCAGCUAUUGUAACGCACGCACUGAGAAUAUCACAUGUCGCCUGAUAUUCGGUCAUACUGCAAUGGAGAAGAUUACAGAAAAUAAAGGAGCCGGCCACACAGUGGAAGAAGACAUCAACACUAUUGUGAUUCUUGUAGCCGUACAGAUUGUCGUUAUUGUCCUUGUCAUUAUAUUUAUAACCUUUCUUGCAAUUUACCUGAGGCGUAAGAAAUUUAGAUCGCUGCAAAAAUCGACAUUCCAGCUAGAUGUUGAUGCAGAAAGUACAGAAAUGGAGGAACCAUUACAAUACUCUGGACAAAACUUUCAUGAAACGACUCCAGUGGCUCAAACGAUUCGACAAAAUAUUCAAGACCAAGAUAAUGCAGAGCCAGAUGAACAAUUUUUGCUCUACCGGAAUUCACAAAGAGGUACUGGCCGAAGACACUCACUUCCAACAGUGCGUUUUACAACACAAUUAAUGGUUAACAACUAACUUCAAGAAUGGAAACAACUUUUUGAGGAAGAUGCCAAAUAGUGAUACCUAUCAAUUCAAAAGAAGAAUAUAUAUAUAUAUAUAUAUAUAUAAAUGUUUUGUUUUUUAAAUUAAUUUUUUGUUCCUAUGUAUCCUCAUGAUGUAGAAAGUCCUAUUAUUCACACCACUCUUACACCAAGUCAUGUGUUACUUGUUCUUGUCAAUUGAAAAGCUUUCUAUGGGAACCCACAUUAUAUGUCAUUUUCAUGUAGAUAGCCUUCACUGAUAUAUGGCAGAUUUUUUUCCAAUGUUUCCAGUUAGUUUUAAAGUAAUUCCCCUUUGUGUAAAUGAUUGAAUUCACCAUCAAGCCUCUAUAUGUAGGAACAUAAAAUUACAUGUCAAAUAGAACAAACACAAAAACUCUUUUGUUCCCCUGGUAAUCGUAUCAUUAAAUAGAAACUAUCUGAUAUAAACUUUUCGCAUGUAAAUUAUGAGGGAGUCUGGUGUGAAUGUAUAUUUUGGUUUUCUAUAAUUAUAAUUUUGUUUUGCUGAAAUGCACAAAAUGUAAGACCAAUUUCCUUAUGGAUAAUAGAGAUUAUUAUUAUUAUUAUGUUAGAAAUGAACGAGUAGUCAUUCUCUGGCGCUGCCAGGGUCAGGUUUCGUUAAAGAGAAACAAAAUUUAUCGUAGUCCCUUUAACAGUUUCCACUGAGGAAUUUUCUGGUGAUGUGGCAUGUCUGCAGCAGUACCGCCAUCUGACAGGCAACGAGGAUGUUCCUAGGAAUGUUAAGGGCCUUGAAGGUGUCUGUGAUGGUCAGUUAUUAUUAUCACCUCGGUUGAUAUAACAAUGGGGUAUAUUGUUAUUUUGGACAAUUUCCAUAGACGCUUAAUCUCCAAGCCUAGGUUCCCAUAUUUUCUUUGUUUUUCUCUCAUUUUUUCUUAAAUUAUUAUUAUUAUUAUUAUUAUAAAGCGCCAUCUCUUUGUAGAGCAUUGGAUAUGAUUUUGGAGCUUUGUAAUCAGAAACCAUUUGAUCAUCGACACUACAUAAAGAAUCUUUCACAAGUCAUAAGAAAAACAAACAUGAAUUUGCAGGGAUUUAUAAAACGUAUAAUGCACUGGUCAGGCCUUCGAUGUGUCUCGGAUUUGAAAGGUUAGUCGAGAGUUGCUAGAGAAGAAAAGUUUUUCCUAUAGAACAUUGAACUAUGUGAAAAAAAAAGUUCUCCUUUCAAACCUUGCAAACUAUAGAACAGAUGAUGUUAAGGUGGCCAACAGUUCACGAAGGUCUCAAGUGGCCAGCACACCGACCAACCGUUUUUACUUUCCCCAACUUAAGUCAGGUACCCAUUAGAGCUGGGUGAACUCAAAGGCACCCUAAAGUCCCGAAAUUUAAAAUCCCAGUCUUCACCUAGAUUUGAACCCAAGACGACGGCUUUGAAAGUCAAGUGCUUAACCGCUCAGCCACCGCGUCCCCUGAGCUAUGUAAUUGAAUAAUUUUGUUUUGAUUGAUGAUUCACAUGAAUGAUCUUGUUUUGAUGAUUUACAUAAACUAUAUUGUUUUGAUGAUUUACAUGAAUUAUCUUGUUUUGAUGAUUCACAUGAAUUAUCUUGUUUUGAUGAUUUACAUGAAUUAUCUUGUUUUGAUGAUUCACACCCAGGGUAACCUCUAAAUAAAGGCGGUUUGAGAUGAUGAGGAGUUUUAAGUUUUAUUUCAUCUUUUACAAACAAAUAUAAUUUUCCAAUUUUAUCCCUUUAUUGUUAUGAGGAUUUUUAAGGUUGAGUUCCAUUUCUUUAUAUUUUUAAAAAUGUAUUUCUUUAUUAUCCUAAUAUUGUCACAUACGGAAGUUUAUUAUUAUUCAUAAUGAAAUUAAAUAUCUUUCUGUUUAAA
This is a messenger RNA of Biomphalaria glabrata, 3317 nucleotides long. RefSeq lists its product as uncharacterized. Lineage: Eukaryota; Metazoa; Mollusca; Gastropoda; Planorbidae. The record is from RefSeq and is a predicted model, not a curated record. The transcript is spliced from 12 exons. Bases 280 to 1455 code for a protein of 391 amino acids.